Gossypium raimondii (Peruvian cotton) is the source of this 2035-nucleotide messenger RNA. RefSeq names its product cyclic dof factor 1. NCBI's taxonomy places the organism in Eukaryota, Viridiplantae, Streptophyta, Magnoliopsida, Malvales, Malvaceae. Gene Ontology annotation, molecular function: DNA binding; DNA-binding transcription factor activity. The coding region runs from base 241 to 1656 and encodes 471 amino acids. Gene Ontology annotation, biological process: regulation of DNA-templated transcription. The record is from RefSeq and is a predicted model, not a curated record. The transcript has 2 exons.
UAAAAAUUGAACUCUGAUCCUUCACGUUCUUUAUGCUUUUAUCUCACAGACUCUUUUAUCAAAUCUUUUUUCCUUUUUUAUUUUGUGUUUUUAAGGGGUUUUCUGGGAUUUUAGAGAAAAAGACUAAAAACACUAUAAAAAGUUGCUUCCUUGCUUCUACAAAAGAGCUCUUUUUUUCCUCCCCCAGUAAUGGUUGUUGCUCUUCAUAGUUUCAAAGACAUCAAAAUCUUUAUGUAAAAGAUGAAGGGUGGAGAUCCAGCUUUCAAGCUCUUUGGAAGGAAGAUUCCUAUGCCUCAAUCUCAGAUUCAUGCUGGGGAUUCGACCAUUGUCGAAAUCGAAACUUCUCAGGCGAACACAUGUCAGUCCAUUACGGUAGAAAAUGAUACGGAAGAAUGCCGGACUUCUUUGAAAUCCAACGGGAUACGAAUGAACUGUAUUGUAAAAGAUGAACAGGUAGAGACAAAUGGUACAGACCAAGAGAAAGUUUUUAAGAAACCAGACAAGAUCCUUCCAUGUCCACGAUGCAACAGCUUUGACACAAAAUUCUGUUAUUUCAAUAACUAUAAUGUCAACCAACCUCGGCACUUCUGCAAGAACUGCCAGAGAUAUUGGACAGCUGGUGGAACAAUGAGAAAUGUUCCUAUAGGUGCUGGGCGGAGGAAGAACAAGCACUUGGCCUCUCAAUACCGACAGAUAAUAGCUUCUUCUGGCGGCGUACCAGUGACUCGGAUAGAAACCCCCGACUCUACGACUCAACAGCUUCUAUCUCCGGGGGAAACUACAACUGCCAUGGGAAAUGGAACAGUUCUAAAAUUUGGUACAGAAGCACCUCUUUGUGAAUCCAUGGAGACAGUGCUUAGCCUUGGGGACCAGAAGAGAUGUGUUGAGACCAGUACAGUCAGUUCAGGAGAAAUAAGAGAAGAACCUUCCUUGUGUGGGUCUUCCAUGACGCCAUGCGGCAUGCCUGGAAAUGUCAUGCAAAAAGAGAGAAUAGGUUCAGCAGGACCUAAUGAGCUGAACACAAAGCAUCCAACGCAGUGUUAUCCUGUUUCUCCUUGUAUUUUUCCUUGGAAUACAGGCCUAAGUAAUGUAGCUUCAAUGGCCACUGGUCAAUGUUCUUCUGAACAUAUUGGUGCACCAAACGGCACUACUUCGAAUACAGUUCAAUGGUGCCCUGCACCAAUGGUGGCAGUUCCGGGAUUUUGCCCGUCAAACAUUCAAUUACAGUUUGUGCCUGCUUAUUGGGGUUGCAUUCCUCUAUGGGCUCCUGGUGGAGGAAAUGUCUCUAUCAGUAAUUCCAGUGGUUGCCUAUCUCCAUCGUCCUCUACUAGCAACAGUUGUGGCUCAGGCAAUGGCUUACCGACACUAGGCAAACAUUACAGAGAAGCUAAUGUUGUCGAAGAGGAGCAAUCAGAGAAGUGCAUUCUGGUCCCCAAAACGCUAAGAAUUGACAAUCCAAAUGAAGCUUCAAGGAGUCCCAUAUGGGCUACAUUAGGUAUUAAACCUGGCCAGAAGGAUCCUUUACGAGGAGGUAAAAUUUUCAACGCCUUCGAAUCUAAAGCAGAAGGCAAAGAUCAUGUAUCAGAUGGCAGUUAUAUUUUGGAAGCAAACCCUGCAGCCCUUUCUCGUUCACACACAUUCCAGGAGAGCACAUAAAUAUUUGCCUCGAAAUCUAGGUGUAUGAUAAUAUGGUAUGAGCUUAUUGAAUGCACAGAUUUCAUCAGUUGAAAGCUGAAUGGAAGUAAAGCUGCUCCAGUUACCGACAAGUUAGGCAAUGUAUCCAUUCUUACUUUCCAGACUCGUGUAAAUAGUAGAAGACAGUGAUCGAGUGGUGUUCAUCAUUUGCGGAUUUCAUACACAUGCAUAUCUCUUUCGAUGUAGUUUGAGAAACAAGAAACGAAAAAAGAUAUGGUGCUUUUGAUUUUCAUAUAUUCAAAUUAUGUUAGGGGUUGGUCUUCUUCUGAAAUUAUUUGUGUACAAUAUCUCCAGUUUUGAAGAUGGAUAAAAAAAGAUUUCCCGGUAAAUACAGUUUUCA